Messenger RNA from Angiostrongylus costaricensis, 204 nucleotides. Lineage: Eukaryota; Metazoa; Nematoda; Chromadorea; Rhabditida; Metastrongylidae. The record is from the annotation of a GenBank genome assembly.
AUGGACGGAAAUACCGAUUGGGUAGCUCAAAACCUACAAAGACAGCGAAAGAUUCUCGAGGAGAAACAACGACAGAAGCGGAUUACAUCAGCGACGAUUCGUUGGAAUAAGAUGCCAUGCACUGAUGUGAACUCUAUGGACCCAACACGUGGGUAUGUGAAACUCACCACGAUCGGAAUCGUUGUGCAUAUCCGUAAUGGUUGA